This is a messenger RNA of Pseudovirgaria hyperparasitica, 2293 nucleotides long. RefSeq lists its product as uncharacterized. The transcript is spliced from 3 exons. The record is from RefSeq and is a predicted model, not a curated record. The coding region runs from base 58 to 2016 and encodes 652 amino acids. NCBI's taxonomy places the organism in Eukaryota, Fungi, Ascomycota, Dothideomycetes, Acrospermales, Acrospermaceae. Gene Ontology annotation, molecular function: protein binding. Gene Ontology annotation, biological process: protein polyubiquitination.
CUUUUUACUAUGAAACCGAUAUUUUAGGUAGCAUUGGAGUAAUUUUGUGAUAUCGAUAUGCAUCGUCUCCCGGACGAGGUUGUACUCCAUAUCUUCACAUUCCUCAAUUAUCUCGACCUCGUCAACGUUCAAUUGACCUCUCGUCGCUUUCUCAAAGUCGGCCGCGAUAAUGAAAUCUGGAAGCAGAUCUGCUUCGAGCGCACUCGCGCAGGGCUCCAUCAACAACGCAUGCGACUGCAGGACUCACAAAACCACCAAACGCUGCAGAUCGUUCACGCAAUGGAAGCGAUAGCGGCACAAGAAACGGGCAAUCAGGCCAGUAUCGAGCCAAGCUCAGAGAGAACAACAUAUCAAGUAACCGCACAAAGGCGAACCAAUAUGAUGGCCAGUUGGGAUCCGUCAUAUCCAAACGAAGAUAGCAACUUCUAUCAAGAAUUCAUCCAUCGGCAUGCACCUGUGCAACUCAGCUGGUUGCAAGGUGUCUAUCGUGGAAAGAAUGACAACAUGGUCCAGCAUGAAGCUACAGGAAUGGGGAUCCUUUAUGACGACUCAGAAUGCAUGGCAGACAAGCUCAUCGCUCCGAUGGAUGAUGGGAGUAUAUGUAUAUGGGACGUCUCUUUUGUCCAGGAUGCUCGCUCAGAGCCUAAUCAGGGCCGUAUAAUUGAGAAGACUUCUGUUGGACUGCUUGCUGGACUAGAUCUAAGGUCGGAUCGCAACACCCGGAUAACGCAGAGCAAGACCGCCAUGACCGAGACGGGGGCAGUAGAGGUGGUCAGCAUAGAUAACAAGCAGAAGAAAGGAUAUUUUGGUGUCACGAAUAUGCUAAACGAGGUUGAUCUACAUACCAUGCAAGUCGUCUCGAGGAGUCCAUAUCCAUUUGCAAUCACAGCCCUGUCAGAGGCGAGACACCCAGUUCCAUUGACCAUCGGUACAAAUGGUACUGUGCAUCUUCAUGAUCCAAGACAACCUAUAGCAUUCACCAACGAGUCUGAAAAUACACGGCUGGAGCUUAUAGGAGGCACACCACCGAAGAAAAGCUCUUUCUUACCUCUAAUGUAUGGCGGAGGGCCCUCAGGGGCAUAUGUCUCACUAUCGCAGCCUGGUGCUCUCUCUAUACUACACAUACCAGAGGGGCAACCUUGGGAUGGUAAUGGUGACAUUUGGGUCGCUGGUCGAUUCACAAGCCUACUUAAUUACGAUCGACGUCUCUUCCCCAAAAUCCAUGGUACUGUUCACUCAGGCGCCCGGCUCUCUAGUCUCGCUCUCCUCCCAUUUCCCUACGUACCUCAUGACUUCCGCAAUCUGCUUCGCCCGCCCAAUCUUUCCGGCAUUAGAGAAGCCAAAGCCAGAUCAGGUAACACUAUCCUCGCUGCGGGAGAAUACAAAGGCAAGGGUUCGCUUGAACUCUAUGGCCUCUCCUCCGAGCCCAAGCGCGGCAUACUAGUAUCAGACGCGCGCACGACGUCAAAUCCUGAUACGUCUUACCGCAACCGCUACUCCGCAUCACGCUCCAAGCUGCUUUCCGCUGUAUCGCAUGGCUGCCGUAUCGUAUUCUCAGAUGGGGACGGCUGGCUAAAGUGGGUUGAGCGCGAUGGUUCGACGCCAGUGCGACAAUUCAAUAUCAAUGACGCAAUCCGAACACAUCGCGCAGCUAGAGAUCUGGAUUCCUUAGUGAAUGACCACAGAAGCGCACAAGUCCAAGAGCCUGCCAUGGAUGCAGCAGAAGGGGACAUCGUCCAAAAAAUCAUUCCUAUGGUCGCUUCGGAGGCGACGGGAAAUGAUGUGCCCCUCGGACAAGAUAACCUGCUGGUCUGGACCGGUGAUGGAAUGCUCGGCAUGGUGGGCUUUGGGACUCAGGCUACUUUCUUGGCGGAUGAGCUUGACGAGCAAGCACAGGAUGCAUUGGAGCAUGAGCAAAUGAAGAGGGAGAGAGAAUAUGACAGGGAAAUGAGAAGGGCGCUAGAGAGACAGGCGGCAGAGUUGAGAUGGGUGAGAGGGUACGGGCUGGAAGUGUAAAGAUUAUUACGUCACGAGGAGAGGACUUGAGGGCUCACUCCGUAAGGAUGUACACAUUGCAAGCUCCCGGUUCACAAGGCCGUCUUCAAGAGCAUCACAUUCCUUUUGGCUGCCAUGCUUAUGUUGUUUUCUGCCAAAUUACUACCAAGCUGGUUUUCUCAGACAUGCUAGCCACCGUUAAUGAUAUUGGAACAGUCUUUCGUGCAACGUAUUUACGACUUGACGCACCUACAAUAUAUCCAGCACCUCGUCUCAUUGGGCCUAGUGUGGUUGUCUG